AGAGCCAGAGCCGCUGGAACCUGAGCCCCGGCGUGCUGCUUUGGGAGAGUCCGCCGUCCGAGCCGAAAGCAGCCGCUGCCCGAUUUCAGUACAUAGUCCGGGAGAAAGGCUAGUGAGGCCGGAGACAGGGUCACGGAUUCUACUGCAGUUCGGGAGCUGCCAGGUUGCCCGCGCUGGCCCUGCUGCCCUAAUUGCACCUAGCCGGACUUGCUCCUCACGUCCCGGUUGCGCCAUGGAUCCUUCGGAGAAGAAGAUAUCGGUGUGGAUCUGCCAGGAGGAGAAGCUGGUGUCCGGCCUCUCCCGCCGCACCACCUGCUCGGACGUGGUGCGGGUGCUUUUGGAGGACGGCUGCCGGCGGCGCUGCAGGCAGCGGCGGGGCCAGCGACGGGGCUUGACGGAAGACCCUUCGGGCCAGUUGGAGCUGCCCGAGCCCCCGGACGAAAACGACGAGGAUGACGACGACGCGAUGCCCCCGGGCAUGCUAUGUGGGCCCCCGCAGUGCUAUUGCAUUGUGGAGAAGUGGCGCGGCUUUGAGCGCAUCCUGCCCAACAAGACGCGGAUCUUGCGCCUCUGGACUGCUUGGGGCGACGAGCAGGAGAAUGUACGCUUCGUGCUGGUGCGCAGCGAAGCGUCGCUGCCCAACGCCGGACCGCGCAGCGCCGAGGCGCGGGUAGUGCUCAGCCGCGAGCGCCCCUGCUUGGCCCGGGGCGCCCCAGCACGGCCCAGCCUGGCCUUGACCCAGGAGAAGCAGCGGCGGGUGGUACGCAAGGCCUUCCGCAAACUGGCCAAGCUCAACCGGAGGCGCCAGCAGCAGCCGUCGUCACCUUGUUCGUCCACGUCGUCGUCCACCGCCUCGUCCUGCUCGUCGUCUGCUCGGACCCACGAGAGCGCGUCGGUAGAACGUAUGGAGACGCUGGUGCAUCUGGUGCUGUCGCAGGACCACACGAUUCGCCAGCAGGUGCAGCGGCUCCGGGAGCUGGACCGCGAGAUAGACCGCUACGAAGCCAAGGUGCACCUAGACCGCAUGCGGAGGCACGGAGUCAACUACGUGCAGGAUACCUAUCUAGUGGGGGCCGGCAUCGACCUGGACGGACAAACUCCUGAAGGGGAGCCGGAAGAUGCGACACUGGAGGAGAAGGGGACAGAACCGGCGGCACCCCUGGACAGCGAGGCGCAGGCGGCAGCGUUGGAGGAGCUGGCCAGGCGCUGUGACGACCUGGUGCGGCUGCAGGAGGAGCGCGCCCAGCAGGAGGAGUUGCUAGAGCGCCUGUCCGCCGAGAUCCAGGAGGAACUGAACCAGCGCUGGAUGCAGCGGCGCAAUGAGGAGCUGGCGGCUCGAGAGGAGUCCCUAGAGCCCGAUGGUGGUCCGGAUGGCGAGCUGCUGCUGGAGCAGGAGCGGGUCAGGACGCAGCUCAGCACCAGCCUUUACAUCGGGCUGAGGCUCAGCACGGACCUGGAGGCCGUCAAGGCGGACUUGGAUUACAGCCAGCAGCAGAGGGACAUUAAGGAGCGCGAGCUUCAGGGCCUUCUCCAGAGUUUGCACACUUUUGAGCAGACGGUGGUGCAUGAUGGGGCUCUGGGUUCCAGCGGACCCUCUCGCGAACCUCAGCCUCAGACCUGUGCAGAAAUGUGGGUAGACCAGGCCCGGGGACUGGCUAAGAGUUGCCCGGGCAACGAUGAGGACUCAGAUACUGGGCUGAGCUCCAUGCAUAGCCAAGACUCAGACUCGGUACCCCCUGUGUGUGAAUCCCUUGUGUAGAAGUAGUAGGGAGCAAGCUUAGACGCUUGCAGAAUGCACUGGUUUGGCCUGCUCAGGGACAUGAAGUGAGGCCAUGGGGGUGAGCUCAGAGUUCCCACGGAUGGGUCUGGAGAGUGAGUGUGAAGGAGGGUCCUGGACAAGGAAGCCCUAAGCUUCUAAGCUUUAGAGGGAAGUGGAGUCAGGAGGUGAGAACCCCUCCCUGUUUUUUAAAAACACAUUAGGUAAGUGAUGAGGUCCAAGCCCAUUUUCAAAACAAGAGAAAAGGAAAACAUUACGGGACAUUUUUUUUUUACCACUCCUGUGCAUGGGAAGGACUGAUGACAGCUAGAACUUUGGUCUGUGGCAUAAAGUGCUGCUAAAAGAAAACACUUGGAUGGAAAGGAAAUUCCUUGAAUGUUAAUUGUGACUGGAAACGUGUUCAAACUAGCCAAAGAGGGCGCACUAGUGUUGGUCUCUGCCUUGCUUAACAUCUUUGAUAAAACCCAUAGGCAUCAAAAUCCUGACUGUUUACAUUUCUUCAGGUUUGGGAAUUACCCAUCUGCUAAAUCAUUUGCCUUUUAUUUCUGUCAAAGGCCAAACUGCACUGGGAUGCAAGGCUGGGCCUCUCCUUACUAAAUACAUUGUGUUAAAGGCUCCCCACCUUCAGCCUGAAACAUAGCACUUUGAGUUAUAAAAUCCUGGCAUACAUAAUCCAGGGUAAAAAUGUAGUCUGGCUUUUUGGGGUGUGUUUCUGCAAAGGCAGAGGUGCUGGCUUGUAAUUCAUGAUUCAAUUACAGUUAAGAAGGGGGAGCUGCAGAAGGGGGUGCAGCCUGCUUUGCUGUUUUCAAAGAACGUUCUGGUGUCAGCUACAAGUUGGAAGUAAGAAUCUCCGCAUAGUGUUUAGCUGCUAACUACAGCUCCGUGAUUAAACACCAGCUAUGAUCUUCAUGAAUUUUACCCAGACCCAAGUCCAACUUCAGUAUCUUCGGUUGGAGAUGAGGUUCUGGUUCUCAAGUAAACUGCAAGUGCCAAUUAACUUCAGGUGCAAACAGCAGGGUUUACUAGCAAAGGCCCCAAAAGGGGGGGGGGAGGAAUCUGAUAGGCCACGGUGGGUAAACAAAUAGAAUAACCAUAGAUAGCAGGGAGCCAUGGGGAAAGUGCAUGAAGCUGAGUUAAGACUUAAAAGUUGCCCCUGGUUGGCCAUUCCUCUGUGCGUGGAGGGGGGAGAUAUAAGGGUGACAUUGUCUCCUGUAGCUGGUGAGAGUGCUGGGGAGCACUCGGUGUAAUUGUUCCAGGUAUUUCAAUUUAAACCUAUCAGUUGUAGUUAGCUGUUGGGCCAGUGGAAGGAGCCUGCUUGUCCAUUUCCCUGUGGAGCCAAGUACUUUCUGAGGAAUGUGGAUCUAAUCUGUCCAGAGGAAGUAUUAACAAUGGUGUGUGUGUGUGUGUGUGUGUGUGUUGUCAGUGAGGCGCAGAAGGCUGGUAUCAACUGAACUAGUGAGGGGCUGGCUACCGUUCCCACAAUGACAUGCAAAGAUAUGUACAGAAGCGUGGGAUUUGGAACUGUUUCUUCCCAUUCGUGAUCACCUGUCUGAGUGUCCCCAAUGGGAGCAUGUCCUCCUGAACUCCUCAAUUCGCUAUUGGAACGUCCCCUUUUCACAGACUGUCCCCACUCUGAUGCCACCGUAGGAUUAUAACACAGGCGACCGGUUUCAGAUGUUCAAGCAAAAUCAAAAUGAAAAGAGUUUUCUUAAAUACUUGA
Messenger RNA from Mus musculus (house mouse), 3497 nucleotides. It is a transcript of the gene Rassf10, whose product is annotated as Ras association (RalGDS/AF-6) domain family (N-terminal) member 10. The transcript has a single exon. Gene Ontology annotation, cellular component: spindle pole; centrosome; cytosol. Gene Ontology annotation, biological process: signal transduction. Bases 233 to 1759 code for a protein of 508 amino acids. The record is from RefSeq and is marked validated. Lineage: Eukaryota; Metazoa; Chordata; Mammalia; Rodentia; Muridae.